Molecule: messenger RNA, 8017 nt
Organism: Corvus hawaiiensis (hawaiian crow)
Lineage: Eukaryota; Metazoa; Chordata; Aves; Passeriformes; Corvidae
Gene: MAP3K19
Product: mitogen-activated protein kinase kinase kinase 19
Biological process (GO): protein phosphorylation
Molecular function (GO): protein kinase activity; ATP binding
Source: RefSeq, a predicted model, not a curated record
AUGACGUGGAACAUAUUAGCUACUAAAAGUAUAAAUGGAGGCAAACAGAAGAUAGAAAUAGGGUUUGGUUGUGGAAGUGUUGUUGCUUUUCAGAAUGCAGACAAUAUAAUGGGAGAAAUUCAUCAGUCAAACAAAGCGCUAGGAAAAACAGCAAGUACAAGAACAUCAACAUCCAGGGCAUGGCCAGACCAACAAGUGGCAUGUUUUCCAAGUAAAAAUCAGAUAGCAUUACCCAGGAGACAUCACACUUCUUUACCUUUCUUCUCAAAGAAAGAGAACAUGGGAUGUGUCUUUGACUUCAGCUUUCUGCUACAGACCUCAUGCCCAGAGUCUAACAUUUCAACAUCAUUUAUGGAGUUAGAUACCUUCCAGAUAAUAAAAGCCAACAAACAUCUACAAUUGAAAAGGUUAAAUGUAACAAUGCUAAAAACCAGGAACGAGAGAUCUGAGUUUCAUUUGCCACCACUGACAUGUCAGCCUGUAAGAACAAUUCAUCUCGCUCCUCUAGAGGAUGAUAUUGUCAAUGAAAGCAGCAACAUCAGAAAUAUUUUAAAUAUUAUGAACUCUAUUCCUCAGCCUGUAAAACCAGUUACUAAAUUUUAUCAGUAUCAGUUAGACAACCUAUUAAAAAGGCACACUGAAAAGUCAUCAGAAUUGAUCACGGCCACAAUUUCUGAUACAUUCAUGCCAGUGAAAGACCUGUACUACUUUAGCAUGACCAACUGUGGUAAGUACCCCAACAAGAAGAAGGAAGAAAUCCAAAGCCAUUUAAAAUGGAGGGAAGCUGAUGUAGCAAUCCACACUGAGAAUAAGGACCUGGUGAAAUUCUGGUGGUCAGUGAUUUGUGAGAACAUCGAUCUUCUGACCCAAGCCAGGUUCUGUGAUGAGAGUCAUCCCCAGUUGAGCUCAAGGAAUGCUCUGGUGAACUGUGGCAUAUUUACAGCUCAGACAACAUUUACAGCGUCAAGCAACAGUGAUGCCUCAAGAGCUGGCAAAAAACAAAACAGAGCAGAGAAUUGCUGUAGCACUGGUCUGGAAGAAGGAAAUGCUACAGAGAGGAUACUGGAUUAUAAACCACAUGAAGAUGCUGAGAGUGCCAACUUUGUGCUUUACAAUCUUGAUUUAGAUUCUUCCUGUAAAAAUGAAGGGAUAAAGGCCUACCAAGGUUUAGAAGAUAAUUCAGUAAUUCCCAGAGUAGAAGUUAAAGAUCCCUCUGGAAAACAGUCAGAAAAUCAAGUCUGUAUCUCUGAAUCUGAAAAAGAAAAAGAAGCAAUGUCAGAAGCAACUUCAGAAGACCAAAACAAGCUUGUAGCUGUUGUUCAUGUUACAGUUUCUGAACAAGAGCCAGCCAGGGAACCACACACUGCUGAACAACCUGCCACAAAAAAGGGUGGCGUCUGUACCCUGCCUCCUCAUGUUACUCAGAGCCUCAAUGUUCUUGCUCACAAAGAAAAUGACAAAAAUAAAAUAAAGAUGAAUAGGAAUAAAUAUUCAUCAAAAUCUAAAAUUAAUAACAAGGUUAAAGUAUCUGAAGACUUAAUUGCUUCUGAUGAGGCUACCACAAAAUAUAAUGCCAAGAGUCAGAUUUUUCCAUCUUUGGAACAGACAAAAGUGAAAGCUGAGACUUCCAUGAAGUGUCAUAAAAAAACCACUCAAGGAGACAAAGGCCAUGUUGCUCAGAGUGCUCAGAAAAUUAAAAAGCAAAGUUGCUCCUGCAGUUGCAAAAAUUCAGCUGUCUUAAAGAAACAUGUUACUCCACUUUGUCUGCCACGUGCACCCUCUGCUUCAGAUUUUGUAGAUCUGAAAUACACUGACAUGUUCAAAAUAAUAAAUUCAGAUGACCAAGGCCCAGGUAUUUACGAAAUGUUUGGAACUCCUGUCCAUUCCCGCAUGCGUGACCUUGCUCAACACGAGGGCAGGUUUUAUAAAGGUGUUUAUUCUGCUCCAUCAGGGAGAUGCACCUGUAGAUCUGCCUGCAGUAAAGGGGGAGAGAGCAGCAGAGUCAGAAACACACAAAAGAAAACACAUUCCAAGCCAAAGAAGACCAUACCUGGCACUAAACAAAAGCAGAAAGGCUUAAUCACAAAGGACAGAAGGACCAAGUUGAGUGACAGCAACACAGAGCGAGAUAACGUAACAACUUCUGGCUUGGAUUUUCAAACAAAUGCCUUGAGUAGCACAGCAUUGUUUCAUGGAGACACGGAUCAUCAGCUCACAUUUUUAGAAGAGCUUUCGCAGUCAACUAAGCAAAAUGAAAUUUUUUUAAGUUCAAACCUAUCAACUAUUAAAGAAGUUUCUUCAGAGCAGUCGUUAGACAGCCAGGAUAAAUCCAGCCAUCAGAGAGCUGCUGCCUGCAGCCAUGAUCUCCUUCAGUUCAGUGAUAAAGACUGCAGAGGAUGUGUUGCUCCAAGUGGCAGUCUGGUAACAGCAGAGCAGAACAUCUGUGUGCACCAGUGCAGGGGGGAUAUGGAUGGUGGCAAAUGCCUGGAAUCAGACCAGGACUCCAAGUCUGUCAAUAAAUGUGAAUUGCCCUUUUCAGAUAGACUGGAAUGCCAAUCCCCCAUAAAAAUACUAGAUCACAGUUGGGCAAACACACCUCUAAACAGUGGUUUGGUAUAUGAAUUGACUCAAUCUUCAGUGAUUUGGACAAAAAGUGCCAAAAGCCCCAGUUUCCAGACAAGUCAAAACAUUUUCUCCUGGUCAGAUACUAGGGAUGGUUCUGAUGAGUUGCUUUGUUGUCUGGCCAAAGAAUUGCUAAUGCUUGAAGAAAAAGACAUCAACUCUUCAGGACCAAAACAUACGUGUUCUAAAAUGCAAAACACACAGAGUGAAGAAGAGGGAAAUACGAGGAAUGGAGAUGGAGCAAUAAUAAAUAGUGCUCUAGAGAAGAGUUACAAUAAAGCCUUUUUGGCUUCAAAUGAAGAAAGUGGCCUUCUAAAGUUUGAUGAAUCUACUAAAUUACCAGGAAGCAGUUUAGCUAACAAAUAUCCUUUUAUGUGGACAAGAGGAGAAGUCCUUGGAAAGGGAGCCUAUGGCACGGUGUACUGUGGUCUGACAAGCCAGGGGCAGUUAAUAGCUGUAAAACAGGUGGUUUUGGAUACAUCAGAUCAACUCACUACAGAAAAGGAGUAUCAGAAGUUCCAUGAGGAAGUUGAUCUUUUGAAGACAUUGAAGCAUGUCAAUAUUGUAACUUAUUUAGGAACUUGCCUGGGAGAUAACAUUUUAAGCAUUUUCGUGGAGUUUGUUCCUAGUGGCUCCGUUUCCAGUAUUCUGAAUCGCUUCGGUCCGUUCCCAGAAGUUGUCCUGUGUAAAUACACCAAGCAAAUUCUACAAGGGGUUGCAUAUUUACAUGACAACUGUGUGGUCCACAGCGACCUCAAAGGCAAUAACGUGAUGCUCAUGCCCAACGGGGUGAUAAAGCUGAUUGACUUUGGCUGUGCCAGGCGCCUCAGUGGCACCCGCAGCGAGCUGCAUGGCACUCCCUACUGGAGGGCUCCAGAGGUAAUAAAUGAGUCUGGCUAUGGCAGGAAAUCAGACAUCUGAGUGUUUGAGAUGGCAACAGGCAAACCACCACUGGCUUCCAUGGACAGGGUGGCACCCAUGUUCUACAUCGGGGCCCACAGGGGGCUGAUGCCUGCCCUGCCCGAGCGCUUCUCCAGUGCUGCAGUGGAGUUUGUGCACGCCUGCUUAACCAGAGAUCAGCACGAACGGCCUUCUGCUCUGCAGUUGCUGGACCAUCCCUUUGUGAAAGGAAGACAGUGAAUUUUUCAAAAUUCUUGCCAUAUGAGUAUACAUUUUCCAUGGAAAAGAUUUUCACUUGUGAAAAAACAGACCAGAAGGAACUGGACUUUAAGGUGACAGCAGAAACACUGGAGAGCAGUUGUGUGCAAGGAGUCUGUUAUUAGGCAGCAAUGAUUAAAGAGUCCCUGUUCUGCAAUGCCUGUGCUCACUGGAGUGGGCACUCCUUCACUGGGAGCACAAGGCCACGUUGUGUUGUAUUUGGAGAGUCUUAAAGGGAAAAUAAAGUCACCACCACUGGCAUGCAACAGGCCAGGUGUGGAAGAACUGGCUUCUACAGAACUCCACAAGCAAGUCAUAACCUCAGCUGCUCCCAAGUGCAAAACUACCUCAGCCCUUUGGUCUACCCGAGUCUCUUAAACACGCCAGCUCCAUAAAUGCUUGAAGAAUUAACUGAUGCUCACAAGAAGCUCACAGCAUUCCCUCGUGGGAUUCUACAAAUGCAAACAAUGCAUGCUUACCAAAGCCACAAACCCACAGCCAGGGGGGAAGGAAGCAGUCUGGUGUUUGGAACUGCAGCUACAGCUUAAAGAAGCCCAGUAAGACAGAGACGUUUGAGCCUGCACUUUGAAGCUCACACUAGUUCUGUGCUUCCCAUGACAUCUACUAAAUUUCUCACUUCAAAAAACACCCCCAAAUUGCCAUUAAGAACAGCUCAGCAGAGGAAAGCAGCAGGUACAGGGAGUCAAUGCUGGGCCAUCUGAAGCCUGGAGAUCACCACCACUAAUCUGAAACAAAUGUUUCACUCCAGGACCAACAAAGCCCAACGCAUAGAUCUGAAAGCCACAGGAGCUCCCAACUCCACUACAGCAGCACAUCUGGGCCCUAAAUUCAGACUUCAUUGUAGUAAGUACUAUCUUAGAAGACAGUAAACUUCUAGGUAUUUGGUGUUCUAGGUGUAUGCUUUCUUCAGGAAAGAAGCCAUUUGACAAGAAAAAAUACUUUACCACAGUCUGAGAUCCCACAAGCUGUACCAAACUGUUAACAUAGAACUGCCUUCAUAAACACAGCAAUUUUACGUACAGCCUUUUGAACACUGUCACUGAAACAACACUGAGGUACCUGAACCAAUCAGGCUGCAUGAAAUUGCACUGACAGAUUUCCAUCUCUCUCUUGGUUCUGAAAAGCAUUUAAAAGAAGGAUUCUAUCCUGCACCUCCAAAAGGUACGUGGACACCCCAGCCAAGAGGAUGAAACUAAAGUCUCAAAACCAAGUUUGUCUUCUGAAGUUCUCCCCACUCCUAUCCCUCUCUUUCACUGAAGAUACAGUACACGAAGUCAGUGAGACUUAAUUUCAGCUGAAAGCUCUCACUACAUACUAUGUUCCCAUCCUUACAUGAAUAAACUCUUGAAUUUCAAAAUGAGAAAGGAAUAUGACUUACCAUCUAGUAGUUCUAGAGUAACUGAGGGAUCUACAUAUUCCCACCAGUGUUUUCCAUCAGUGGAUACUGGAAUCUCCCAGUUGGACCACUUGCAGGCCAAGUGAAUGCACACACAUGCUAUCACUGUAGGCUUGUACUGAAGACAGAAUGUGGUAAGGUGAAGGCUGUUGCACAAAUUUCGUAAUGAGGAACCAAAGGAAAUCAAACAUGUAAAACAGAAAACCCAAACAAAUCAACCAUUAACAUACAGAAUGAGACAGCUUCUCAAUCAACAGCAGUUAAACAUUUUGUUGAAUAAAUUCGUAAGAUAUCUUAACUGCCCUAAGAAAACAAUGGGUAGGGCAUUUAUCUGGUAGAAAAGUUUAAUUUGGUUUUACUAUCAAAAGCCUGAUUAACAGUAAAUAAAUGUAGUGGUUAUUCUACUAUACUUAAGUACUAAAAAGGGCAGUAUAGUAUGGUCAAUUAAAAUUCUGCAGUAAAAUGCACAGAGCUGAUUGUGCAGUCUCUGAAUGAGACAAUCAAGAUCCCCAGCAGUUCCACAGAAGCCAGGUGAGUUACUUGUGGGCUUUGCUUUCACCAGGCCCGGAUUUGUGACAUUUGUGACCUUGUCUUCAGCUUCCAGCACCACAAACACAUUGGUUCACUUUCACUGCUCUAGCAUAACUUCUCUUAACAGCUGUUUAAGUACAGAAUCUUUCCCAUCAAGGAACCACCAGGAUUUAUUUAUUUAUUUUGAACAGUUCUAAUAACCAGAAGAUACUGUUUAAAAACAGUAUCUACACAAAAUGUAAUCCUCUUAAAUAAAGGUGAAGUAGUUUUGCAAGAGGCAAAUUGAAGUAAUCAAAAAAUCCAGACUGAAGUCUGCUCUUUAAUUCUUUCUAUUACAGGCUGUGUCUAUAAAACACCCAUCUGAAAUCCCAGAACUAUAAAUUUAUCUAAGUACUUAAGUUUUAAAACUAUAUAUUAAGAUUAAAGAGCUGUCUCUAAAAGAAAUAACAUUGUGUGAGUACUAGUCUAUCUACAAAGAAAAAUCAGCUAUUUGAAAAUAUCUUAGGCCCACUAGAAUUUUAUAAGUUAAGACUGGAUCAAUAUACUUAAAGUUAAGAGAAAACUGCCAUUAACUACAAGUGUAAACUAAAAAUAGUUUUGUACUUACCAAGAUGCUCGGAUUUCUAGGUUAAGUUUAUCUCUUUGUAAUCUUUAGCUGCUAUUCAGGCUACCAGUUUUAGACUUAUGCACUCACAAUCGAGAAAAAGUCAUCAGAAAGCACCACUACACUUCUCAUUGUGCAUUUAAGCCCUUUGUGCCGUCAGGCCCUUGUCCAAUACACCGCACUGCAGGCGGGGAGGUACCACCACUGGAGGUGGCCCAGUCCCCCGCUGCAACAAGGGUAAGACACAUCAGGGGGCCCUGCAGUAAAGGAAGCUAUAGUGUGCUACAACAGUGCAACAAAGAGGUUCAGGAUAACAACCUGUUGGUAGCCAUGAAAUAGGAUGUCUGUGCCAAAUCCUUGCUUGCUGUAAGAAAAGAAAAACAGAGAGAUUAAAGAGCUGCACUAACUUGUGAGGUUCAUUCCAGAAUUCAAGCAGUUUUACCUUCCAAAAUCACUUCUGGGUAUUUCUAAAGAAAUGGUCUGACUUUAGCUAACUAGCCUUAAAAAUAAUCUUUUCUGAGACACAGAAGAGGCUGUUACACUCAGCACUGGAGCUGGACCUGUCACUCCCAUCAGUGCCCCUCCCUCCCCCUGUACAGCCCACAGGACAGUUCCCCUCUGCUGAUGUACCCCUCCAACACCUCACAGGUGAGCACUCUCCUCUGGGAAGCGCUGCUUCCCCACCCUCACCUGCAGGGGAUCCCUGCCUUAACCUGGGAGAGCAGCAGGCAGUCAGUCCCAGCCAAUUCACAGCACAGCGCUCAUCCUGCUCUUGGUGGGGAGCAUGGCAGGACACCCUCCCACCUCCCCGCAAACAGCCACAUCUCUUUCCCAAAGCCCUGUAACACAGCAAGCCCCCAUGCUACAUGGGAAAAAAAUUCAGAGUUUUCUGCUCCUUCUAAUUAAGAGCACUGUAGUCAUAACAUUUUGUUCCACAUUUGUUAAACCUAUGGCAAAGCUUCGAUAGGAAACAGACAAAUUCAUUUGAGUUAGUCAGAAAAAAAAUACCAAAACAAACCACAGGACUGCAACAUGCCAGAAAUGAAAAACUGAUUUAGGCUGUUACAGGCACAGAAUGCUGACCCCCUGGAGUGACACCCCAAUUCUCCUCACUCAGGUAAGAGAACUUACUGUAACAUGCAUUUAAUGGAAUAGCUGGGCACAAGGGGUUUAACCGCAGAUUGAAUGCAGCCUUCAUUGAAUUCUUACUUUGACACUAUCACUUGAAAUCAGUGCUACCUGCAGAAAGCGUAGUGUUGAAUUUUACGUCAAAGGGAAUACUUGUUAAACUUUUAUUUUAAUAAUACUAUUUCUAUAAAGUUUGAGAAAUACUACAGUGGCUUUUAAAAUUUAAUUUUUAAAAAGCAUAUUAAAAUGUGAUUUAACUCAACUUCUAAUGAUUGCCAAGGAAUAAAAUUCAGAUUUAUCUUUCUGCUACACAGCCAGGCAGUGCCAUAAUCUGAGAAGAAUGUGGAAGUAGCAAAGUACCAGGAUCUGUUCCUAAAUACGAAUUCUACUAAUCCAUAAUAAUCAGAAGGUGAACUGACAAUGCAUUAAACUAUAAUAUUUAGUUUGCACACUGUAAUAGUAAUUGCAUGCCAAAAAACCAUGUAGUUCAACCUCUCCCUCCCAUCUAAAAAAAAUGUAAGGUGGAAUUAAAAAAAAAAAAAAGUGAAAUGAGACUG